Rhopalosiphum maidis (corn leaf aphid) is the source of this 900-nucleotide messenger RNA. RefSeq lists its product as uncharacterized. The coding region runs from base 281 to 742 and encodes 153 amino acids. The transcript is spliced from 3 exons. The record is from RefSeq and is a predicted model, not a curated record. Lineage: Eukaryota; Metazoa; Arthropoda; Insecta; Hemiptera; Aphididae.
GAAUAUAGGUAACAAUUAUUAUAAUAUCAGCUUUAUAAAGGUGGUUAUUAAUAUUAUAUUGUUCUUUAGUUCUGUAAUAUUAUGCCUAACGCUUGUCUCCUAUGCGAAUAUCCAUCAGUUUAGUGUUAUGUAUUUUGUAUUAUGUUGAGUACAUUGUUUUUAUUUAUUGACUUAGCGUUUUCUUUCUUUAAAGUAAAUACAUAUAUUUGAAAUUUAAUUUCAGAUUUGUAUGAUUAGUAUUAAUUUAUUAUUGUCGGUUAAUUGUACCAAAUAAUAAAAUAUGAAUUUUAAUGAUAUGCAUGCCUUAGCUAAACGUAUAGAUACUCAGGUUAAAUCAUUGGAGGCAAAAGUAGCUCAUCCUAUGAGUAUGAUGUAUUCUAACAAUUCUAGUCAAGGAGUCAAAGUACUAUCGAUGUUGAAAGAUAUGAUCAAGGAUGUGGAAAAUAAAAAGAAAGAAAUCGAGAGUUUGAUACAAGAAGAAAAUUCAACGUGGUCUGGAAUGGUCGAAGAUUACAACUCUGUUGCUAAAUUUAAAUCAGAAGUUGUUGCUAAUUUGAAUGAAUAUGAAAAUAUGUGGUCGUCUAACUAUCCUGAUUAUAAACCAUUUAUAUCAUACAGUCAUUCUGAUUCAGUAAAUGAAGAAUUAGAUUCUCUCAAUGAACUUAAUAUUCACGAUGAUAGACAAAUUGCAGAUCAAUCUUUAAAUGAUAGUCUCAACAAUGUCAAUAUCACAAUGUCUUAAUGUUCUUGUUUGUAUGCAGUGGAUGUUGGUUGGUAAAAAACAAAAUAUUUUGAAAAAUACCCUUCUAUCUUUUAAAAGUGUAUAUUAUUAUGUGUUGUGCAUAAACAAGUUUACAAUGUUUUCUUUUUAGUAUCUUGUAUUUUAAAUAAAAAGUAAAG